This is a messenger RNA of Rhizophagus irregularis DAOM 181602=DAOM 197198, 1149 nucleotides long. RefSeq names its product 40S ribosomal protein uS5. The record is from RefSeq and is a predicted model, not a curated record. Gene Ontology annotation, cellular component: ribosome; cytosolic small ribosomal subunit. Lineage: Eukaryota; Fungi; Glomeromycota; Glomeromycetes; Glomerales; Glomeraceae. Gene Ontology annotation, biological process: translation. Gene Ontology annotation, molecular function: RNA binding; structural constituent of ribosome.
ACGAGAGAAGUGCAAUUUAUUCUUCUCCCUUCUGAAUCUCCACCCAAGGAAAAAUACAUCCAAAAGUUAAGAUUAUCACAUGGCUGACUCAGGAACGGCCGAUAGUCGUGGUGGACGUGGUGGUUUCGGACGUGGUUUCGGACGUGGUGGCGAUAGAGGCCGAGGCCGGGGACGCGGUCGAGGUCGUCGUGGUGCACGUAAGGAAGACGAUAAAGAAUGGGUUCCUGUUACGAAACUUGGACGUCUAGUCAAAGAAAACAAGAUCAAAACCAUCGAAGAAAUAUAUUUAUAUUCAUUUCCCAUCAAAGAAUUUCAAAUCGUAGAUCGCUUAAUCAGCACUACAUUAAAAGAUGAAGUCAUGAAGAUUAUGCCCGUUCAAAAGCAGACCCGUGCUGGUCAGAGGACUCGAUUCAAGGCUUUUGUUGUAAUUGGUGAUUCCAACGGACAUGUAGGUCUUGGGGUUAAAUGCUCCAAAGAAGUGGCGACAGCUAUUCGCGGUGCUAUUAUCCUUGCUAAACUUUCAGUAAUUCCUGUCCGACGUGGAUAUUGGGGUUCGUCUCUUGGUGAUCCUCACACUGUUCCUUGCAAGGUUACUGGCAGAUGUGGUUCCGUUAUAUGCCGUCUCGUCCCUGCUCCUCGCGGAACCGGUAUCGUCGCUGCUCCCACUCCUAAAAAACUUUUACAAUUAGCCGGUAUCACUGACUGUUAUACUACGUCUCGUGGCUCAACUCGUACUUUGGGUAAUUUUGUUAAAGCCACCUUCGCUGCCAUUGGCAAUACCUACGGCUUCUUGACCCCUGACUUGUGGAAAGAUAACGAACUUAAGCAGUCUCCAUAUCAAGAAUUCAGUGAUAUGUUGCAGAAGGCUCCUGACAAGAGGAAGAGUUAAGCUGUCGAUGUGUCAUUCUAAUUAUUCAACUGCUAUAACUUUUUUCUCAAGAAGACAGACUCUUAUCUUAAUAACAAUUUGUGUUCAUUCAAAUAAUAAAACAAAAAAUUUAUUUUAUGUUUGUGUGAAUAAUCAAUAUUGGUUUAUUACUUUGUAUAAUCAAUUUGAAAAUUUUUUUCUCUAUGUUAGAACUUACAGACAUUAAAUUGUACAAAAAGAAAAAUCAUAUUAAACGUUUUAUUAAGUGUUUCGUAGUUUCG